Messenger RNA from Coccomyxa subellipsoidea C-169, 786 nucleotides. RefSeq lists its product as hypothetical. The record is from RefSeq and is a predicted model, not a curated record. The transcript is spliced from 6 exons. Gene Ontology annotation, molecular function: DNA endonuclease activity; single-stranded DNA binding. The annotation marks the transcript as partial. NCBI's taxonomy places the organism in Eukaryota, Viridiplantae, Chlorophyta, Trebouxiophyceae, Coccomyxaceae. Gene Ontology annotation, cellular component: nucleus. Gene Ontology annotation, biological process: nucleotide-excision repair.
AUGUACGGGGACUGCCAGGAGCUGCUGCAGCUGUUUGGGCUGCCCUACAUCAUCGCUCCCAGCGAGGCUGAGGCCCAGUGCGCAUGGCUGGACGCCAAUGGCCUCGUGGACGGCGUGGUCACCGACGACAACGACGUCUUCCUCUUUGGCGCCAAGCACGUCUACAGGCACAUAUUUGAGAAUCGCAAGUAUGUGGAGGAGUACCGGACGGAGGACGUGGAGCGCGAGUUGGGCCUGGACCAGGACGGCCUCAUCGCGCUCGCCCUGUUGCUGGGCUCCGACUACACCGAGGGAGUUGCAGGCAUCGGCAUCGUCAACGCCAUCGAGACGGUGAAGGCUUUUCAGAAGGAGGACGGCCUGCGCAAGUUCCGGGAGUGGGUCAUGAAUCCGGACGAGGCGGAGCUGCUGGCGGCUCAGGAGGCAGAUCCGCCAGAUCCGUACGCGGGGGACGACCCGGAAAUUGCGGAGUACAAGCGCAAGCACCGUAAUGUGCGCAAGAACUGGGAGCUGCCCGCCAGCUUCCCCGAUAUCCGUGUGAUUGAGGCCUACCGCAAGGCGAGCGUGGACGACUCGAAGGAGCGCUUCACCCAUGGGCGGCCGGACGCGCAGCUGUUGCGCGCCUUCUGCAAGGAAAAAUUCAACUGGAACGCUGACAAGGUCGACGAGAUCCUGGAGCCCGUCCUCAAGGCGUACGAUGCCCGGCAGGCGCAGCUGACGAUGGACAACUUCCUCAGCUUCAACGAGCGCUUUGCCAAGAUCAAGAGCAAGCGCCUGGCCAAGGCCGUC